UUUCCCCCUGCACUACAGCAACCUUCAUAUCCAGUCCCUGUAAUGUGUGCGUGCCGUUCUCUCAACCAUUCCUCCCUGACAUUCCACAGCAGAUGUGGGAUUGACUGCUGGGACACAGAAACAAAGAAAGUCACAGGAAUAUUCUUCGUUUGCAGUUAAAACUACCCCGGACCAAAAAUACAGGGCUUUUCUUCUUUCGCGCUUUUGGCCGAAUCUUCCGUUAGGCAUCACUACACGGACCGCUACAGAAACAUCCGAUUUCUUUGGGGAUUCCGAAACUUUGGGGACUGAACAACCCCAGGCAGGGUACAACGGAACACUCUUAAACAAAUGGUUUCACAUCAUUUGGUCAGGAAAACCGAGCCCAACAAGAGCUUUGGGAAGCUUAAAAUCUAGCUGUAAAGGUCCUGUGAGCUCUACAAUGGCAGAUGUCCUUCAGCUUAAUACCAACAGUCUACAAGUGCCAGGUGAAGAUAGAUCAGCCUCUCCAUCUCCAUCUGGUUCUCCAUCUCCUUCCAGAAAUGAAUGCAGUAUCACACCUCUUACUCCAUCCCCCUCUCCACGGACAGAGGUUAGACCACGUGUGGCUCGUCCAUUUUCUGUGGUUGUUGCGAUAGAUUUUGGCACCACCUCCAGUGGCUAUGCAUUCAGUUUCACAGAAGAUCCUGAGACCAUUCACAUGAUGAGAAGGUGGGAGGGUGGCGACCCUGGUGUAGCCAAUCAGAAGAGUCCAACUUGUCUACUGCUGACCCCUGAUCUCCGGUUCCACAGUUUUGGCUUUGCAGCUCGAGACAGCUAUCAUGACCUUGACCCUGAGGAAGCCAGGCAUUGGCUCUACUUUGACAAAUUCAAAAUGAAAAUCCACAGCACCAGUGAUCUCACUAUGGAGACCGAGCUUGAGUCUGUUAGUGGAAGAAGAGUCCGGGCUAUUGAGGUGUUUGCUCAUGCCUUGAGGUUUUUCAGAGAACAUGCUUUAAAGGAGGUGAAAGACCAGUCUUCCUCUAUGCUGGAAGGUAAUGAAGUACGAUGGGUCAUCACUGUUCCUGCAGUGUGGCGGCAACCGGCAAAGCAGUUCAUGCGAGAAGCUGCAUAUUUGGCAGGUUUGGUGACUCCAGAUUCUCCUGAGCAGCUCCUCAUAGCUCUUGAACCUGAGGCGGCAUCCAUCUACUGCAGGAAGCUCCGUCUACACCAGGUCAUUGACCUCAGUCAACGACCAUUAACCAAUGGUUUAGAUGUGGAUGGGUCUCGCCCUUUUGAUUCCAGUUUUAGGCAGGCACGCGAGCAGCUCCGUAGAGCCAGGCACAGCCGAACUUUUCUGGUGGAGAGUGGUACUGGAGAAUUAUGGUCUGAGAUGCAGACAGGGGACCGGUACAUUGUGGCCGACUCAUGUGGUGGGACAGUGGAUCUGACAGUGCAUCAGAUUGAACAGCCACAGGGCACUCUGAAGGAGCUUUACAAAGCCUCAGGGGGUCCUUAUGGAGCAGUUGGUGUGGAUCUUGCCUUCGAGGCCAUGUUGUGCCAGGUUUUUGGAGCCGAUUUCAUUGAGAGUUUUAAAGCUAAACGUCCAGCAGCUUGGGUGGACCUUACCAUUGCAUUUGAAGCCCGCAAGCGCACAGCGACUCCUGGACGGGCCAACUCUUUAAACAUCUUGCUGCCCUUUUCCUUCAUUGAUUUCUACAAGCAACACCGGGGGCAGAGUGUGGAGACUGCCCUACGAAAGAGCAAUAUGAAUUUUAUAAAGUGGUCAUCUCAAGGGAUGCUAAGGCUGUCUGCGGAAGCCAUGAACGAGCUUUUCCAGCCGACCAUCAACAACAUCAUAAAACAUAUUGAGAACCUGAUGCAGAAGGAGGAAGUAAAAGGUGUGCGUUUUCUCUUCUUGGUUGGAGGAUUUGCAGAGUCACCCAUGCUUCAACGUGCAGCACAAAAUGCACUAGGGCGGAACUGCCGUAUUAUAAUUCCACAUGAUGUAGGACUAACCAUCCUCAAGGGUGCAGUCCUAUUUGGUCUAGACCCCACGGUUGUCCGAGUACGUCGCUGCCCAUUAACAUACGGUGUUGGGGUUUUGAACCGCUUUGUGGAAGGCCGACACCCCCGUGAUAAGCUUCUCAUCAAAGAUGGCCGAGAAUGGUGCACUGACAUCCUGGACCGCUUUGUAAGCGUUGAUCAAUCGGUGGCCUUGGGUGAGGUGGUGAGACGGAGUUACACUCCAGCAAGAAUGGGACAAAGGAAGAUCAUCAUCAACAUCUACUGCAGUGACACUGAUGACAUAACUUACAUUACCGACCAUGGGGUGAGGAAGUGUGGUGCCAUCACGCUAGAUCUGCUUGAGUCAGGGGCAGUUGCAGCUAGCACUUGUGAUAACGAAAAAGGAUCAGCAUUUGAACGCAGGGAGAUUCGCACGACAAUGCAGUUUGGAGACACUGAGAUCAAAGUCACAGCUGUUGAUGUGGCAACCGGCAGACUAGUGCGGGCAUCGAUUGACUUCCUAUCCAACUGAUCCUAUUGUGCUGUUUCUGGAGAGAACUGGAAUGUGAAGGACAUUUAACUACAGAUAAUCUCAUCAAUUAAUGGCUUAAAUAAUAGCUUUGAGGUUAAAGAUCUGGAAAUCCAAGGACUACAAAAAAACCCCCUGAAAGGCUGAAUGAUAAACUGGAACAUUACUGGGAUUUCCUGUACUUGUGCAAAGCACCAGCUAUGAGGAACGUCUCUGAAUUAAGUGCACUGUAAACAUUGGAUAAGAAAGAUUCUAAAUUAUAAGCAAUGAAAUUUCAGUUUGGACAGUAAGUGCAUUUAGUAGAAUUAUCAAAUAAGCGUACAUUUUUAUUUUUAUACAUUUCCUACUUGUUUAUUAACACAAAGAAAGUAGUUUUAGCUCAUUUACUCCUUGCAAUUAUUACAGUAUGUAGGCAUUAUGUUUGCAGACACUUCAUUUUUUGUAAACAUUCUCUAGAAGUACACUAAUCAUUUAAAAGCUUGUAUCAAGACACUAUGUUUUUAAAUUAUAGUUGCGCCACCUGGAGGUAAGAAGAGGAAGUGACGGGCUGUUAUGUUAAAAGAGAAUAGACAACAGAGAAAGUUAAACAUUUCUGAUUUUUUGUUGUUGUUGAGGUACAAAAAAGGUAGUUACAUAAUGAAAUGCAAUAUCUAAACAUUUUCUACCUGAUUGUAAUUGUAGUUUAUUUGCUAUAAGAUCCUGUUCAAGACAUUUAGGUUUGUUUUUUUUCAAGCACCAUUAGAAAAGCUAAAGCUUAAGAAACACUACCUCUCAAAACUUUAAAUUAUUCCAGGCCUGAUUAUGACACUUUUAAUUUCAUCUGCCUUGUAUGAACGAUGUUGAUGGCUUUUUACCCAUCCAGGACGUAUGCAAAGUUCAUUUUUAACAAAAAAGGGUUCAAAGACAUUGGUAAUAUUAAGUGUGCUGGACAUCAGCCUGGCAUCAUACUGUUAGCAUAUAGUCCUACAAAUUUUAAUUUAGUUUAAUACAUACUAUGAAGCUGUUUGUAUACU
Molecule: messenger RNA, 3507 nt
Organism: Puntigrus tetrazona (Sumatra barb)
Lineage: Eukaryota; Metazoa; Chordata; Actinopteri; Cypriniformes; Cyprinidae
Product: heat shock 70 kDa protein 12B-like
Exons: 14
Coding region: 422-2497 (691 amino acids)
Source: RefSeq, a predicted model, not a curated record